This is a messenger RNA of Trichosurus vulpecula (common brushtail), 1050 nucleotides long. RefSeq names its product ISL LIM homeobox 1 (gene ISL1). The transcript is spliced from 6 exons. Gene Ontology annotation, cellular component: nucleus. The record is from RefSeq and is a predicted model, not a curated record. Lineage: Eukaryota; Metazoa; Chordata; Mammalia; Diprotodontia; Phalangeridae. Gene Ontology annotation, molecular function: DNA-binding transcription factor activity, RNA polymerase II-specific; cis-regulatory region sequence-specific DNA binding. Gene Ontology annotation, biological process: axonogenesis; positive regulation of transcription by RNA polymerase II; neuron fate specification. The coding region runs from base 1 to 1050 and encodes 349 amino acids.
AUGGGAGACAUGGGAGAUCCACCAAAAAAAAAACGUCUGAUUUCCCUAUGUGUUGGUUGCGGCAAUCAAAUUCACGAUCAGUAUAUUCUGAGGGUUUCUCCGGAUUUGGAAUGGCAUGCGGCAUGUUUGAAAUGUGCGGAGUGUAAUCAGUAUUUGGACGAGACCUGUACAUGCUUUGUUAGGGAUGGUAAAACCUACUGUAAAAGAGAUUAUAUCAGGUUAUAUGGGAUAAAGUGCGCCAAGUGCAGCAUCGGUUUCAGCAAGAACGAUUUUGUGAUGCGUGCCCGCUCCAAGGUGUACCACAUUGAGUGUUUCCGCUGCGUGGCCUGCAGCCGUCAGCUCAUCCCCGGGGACGAGUUCGCACUGCGGGAGGACGGCCUCUUCUGCCGGGCGGACCACGACGUAGUAGAGAGAGCUAGUCUGGGAGCCGGCGACCCUCUGAGCCCCCUUCAUCCUGCGCGGCCGCUGCAAAUGGCAGCAGAACCCAUCUCUGCCAGGCAGCCGGCUUUGCGGCCUCAUGUCCACAAGCAACCAGAGAAGACCACCCGAGUCCGGACUGUCCUUAAUGAAAAACAACUCCACACCUUGAGGACCUGCUAUGCUGCCAACCCUAGACCUGACGCUCUCAUGAAGGAGCAACUAGUGGAAAUGACUGGCCUCAGCCCCCGGGUCAUCAGGGUCUGGUUUCAAAACAAGAGGUGUAAGGACAAAAAGCGGAGUAUCAUGAUGAAACAGCUCCAGCAGCAGCAACCUAAUGACAAAACUAAUAUCCAGGGGAUGACAGGAACUCCGAUGGUGGCGGCUAGCCCAGAGAGACAUGAUGGCGGUUUACAGGCUAACCCCGUGGAGGUGCAAAGUUACCAGCCUCCUUGGAAAGUACUGAGUGACUUCGCCUUGCAGAGUGACAUCGAUCAGCCUGCCUUUCAGCAACUGGUCAAUUUUUCUGAAGGUGGGCCAGGUUCCAAUUCUACUGGAAGUGAAGUAGCAUCAAUGUCCUCUCAGCUCCCAGAUACACCGAACAGCAUGGUAGCCAGUCCUAUUGAGGCAUGA